AUGGAUGAUGCUCCCGAGCUCCGGACUGAUGGUAAUUCCCUCCUGAAGGCGGUUUGGUUGGGAAGGUUGAGAUUGACCAGGCUGUUGUUGGAAGGUGGGGCGUACAUUAAUGAGAGCAAUGAGAGAGGGGAGACCCCCCUGAUGGUAGCGUGUAUGACCAGGCAUGUCGACCAACAGAGUGUGAGCAAAGCCAAGAUGGUGAAGUAUCUGCUGGAAAACCAGGCGGACCCAAACAUUCAGGACAAGGCGGGUAAAACCGCACUAAUGCACGCCUGCAUUGAGAGAGCCGGAGAGGAGGCGGUCUCCCUGCUACUCACUAAUGGGGCAGACCCCAGCCUGGAGGACCACUCCGGGGCAUCUGCCUUGGUUUACGCCAUCAACACCGAUGAUAAAGAGGUUUUAAAAUGUCUACUAAAUGCCUGCAAAGCCAAAGGUAAGGAGGUCAUCAUCAUCACUACUGACAAAUCUCCUUCUGGGACCAAAACAACGAAGCAGUACCUAAAUGUGCCGCCUUCCCCGGAACUAGAGGAGAGGCACACUCCUGCUCUCUGUAUGUCUCCGUCUGACAUUGAACUCAAGACAUCGCUGACUCCAUCUCCCACUGAUGACCAGGAAAGUGAGAAGAGCUUUAAUUUCCAAGUGAUGUCACAUCAGAGCGGCGGUUACACUAGCAAAUCCCACAAUGAGCCCAGCUCCCCAACCAGGAAGGUCAACCCGAAGAGAAUGGGGACCCGCCUGCCUCAGCUGAAGAGGCUGCAGUCGGAGCCCUGGGGGCUGAUCGCUCCCUCUGUCUUGGCUGCUGCUGCGUACCAGGAGGAGUGUAAACGGGCCAGUCCUGAAGAGGAGCUCAUUCAGGGCAUUAAUGGCUUGGCGCUACCCAAACGCACCACUUUGUCCAGAACCGGCAGCAUCGAGAGUAAAGACCCGUCCACCUUCCCAUUUGUGGGAGAUCCAACCUCUCGCACUCCGUCCACAUCCGCUCCAGUUUCCCGGAAACAAUCCUAUGAGAAAAGCCAGUGCCAACACCAACCUCUAGCCCGGAGGAGCACCCUACCCUCCGAGCAGGACACGGUUAGUAGCUUCGCUGCUACUGGCCCGGUCAGCCUGAGGGACACAGUCCACCGCAGGAGGUUGGGCAAUGACCAUUAUGAUUCAGACUCUCAGCUUUAUUCUGACUCGAUCUCCAAUCCAUUCGAGUCCAUAAAAAUCACGUUUGAAAGAAAGAAGCACAACACCUCUCCGCUGACGUUGCUGACCAGCUCCCGGGAGUCCCUGGAUAGUAUCGCCAGCACAUCUCCGGGUUCAGUCCGCCGCAGGCCCCCUGGUCUCCUGGAGAGGAGAGGCUCUGGGACCCUCCUUCUCGAUCACAUCUCCCACACGAGGCCAGGUCACCUCCCCCCACUGAAUGUCAACCCCAACCCGCCCAUCCCUGACAUCGGCUGCAACAGCAAGCCGUCAUCGCCUCUAACUAUGGGCCUGAAAUCUCUGGUCCCUGUGGCACCAUCUUCACCAAAACGGAACGAGACGAAAACCAAAAAGAAGCUGGUGAGGAGGCACUCCAUGCAGGUGGAGCAGAUGAAGCAACUCUCGGAUUUUGAGGAGCUGAACACUUAG
Molecule: messenger RNA, 1614 nt
Organism: Rhincodon typus (whale shark)
Lineage: Eukaryota; Metazoa; Chordata; Chondrichthyes; Orectolobiformes; Rhincodontidae
Gene: ankrd34c
Product: ankyrin repeat domain 34C
Exons: 1
Coding region: 1-1614 (537 amino acids)
Molecular function (GO): protein binding
Source: RefSeq, a predicted model, not a curated record